CAGUUCAGAACAAGAUCUAUGUGCAUUUCUCCUAGGCAUUUUUUGAGAUCCAGAAGGGGAUGAAAGUAGUCAAUGUGCAACAGGAAUCUGAAUUUCAGACGCAAACCUGUACCUUUCCCCUGACCCUGCUGAUAUGCUGCAAGCUAAAUAUUAAACAUUUUUUUGAUUAAUUGAAGUCCAGCCUGGGGAGAAGAAACAGUUAAAGAAAUGUCUCAAUUAUACUUGCAAUCAGCUAAUCAGACUUUGUGUGCAUCUACAGAUGGUACAGAACUGAAAUCAAGCUCUGAUAAUGAAACCACGAAUGAAAAAUGGACUGAAGACUCCUUUCCAGGAUUAAAAAUACUGUGCAUAAUUUAUGUUACGUAUGCUGUGAUCAUUUCAGUGGGUCUCCUUGGAAAUGCAAUACUCAUCAAAGUCUUUUUCAAGAUUAAAUCAAUGCAGACGGUUCCCAACAUCUUCAUCACCAGCCUGGCAUUCGGAGACCUGCUGCUUUUGUUAACGUGUGUGCCUAUAGAUGCAACACGUUACAUUGUGGAUACCUGGCUCUUCGGAAGAAUUGGGUGCAAGCUGCUGUCUUUUAUCCAGUUAACAUCAGUUGGAGUAUCAGUGUUUACCCUGACUGUUCUCAGUGCUGACAGGUACAGAGCCAUCGUUAAACCCUUGGAACUGCAGACUUCAGAUGCACUCCUGAAGACCUGCUGUAAAGCUGGCUGUGUUUGGAUUGUCUCCAUGAUAUUUGCUAUCCCAGAGGCUGUUUUUUCAGAUUUGUAUUCUUUCAGCAAUCCUGAGAAAAAUGUAACUUUUGAGGCAUGUGCCCCCUAUCCUGUAUCUGAGAAGAUCCUGCAGGAAGCUCACUCCCUGGUUUGCUUCUUAGUGUUCUAUAUUGUGCCCUUAGCUGUCAUUUCUGUCUACUACUUUCUUAUCGCCAGAACUUUAUACAAAAGUACAUCCAACAUGCCAGCAGAAGAACAUGGUCAUGCCCAUAAGCAGAUUGAAUCCCGCAAGAGAGUUGCCAAGACAGUGCUGGUGCUUGUGGCUCUGUUUGCCUUGUGCUGGCUGCCCAACCACAUCCUCUACCUGUACCGCUCUUUCACAUACCAUACGUCUGUUGAUGCUUCCACCUUUCAUCUUAUAGCAACUAUUUUUUCCCGCGCCUUGGCCUUCAGCAAUUCUUGCGUCAAUCCUUUUGCUCUUUAUUGGCUGAGUAAAAGUUUCCGGCAACAUUUUAAAAAGCAAGUCUCAUGCUGCAAGGCAGCAUUCUGUGCAAAGCCUCCCAGUGCUCCCCAGAGCAGUUCUCCUACCAGAGCCCUGUCGGUCACAGGCAGCAUGCAUGGCUCAGAAAUCAGUGUUACACUGCUAACAGAUUACAGCAUCACGAAAGAAGAGGAAAGUGUUUAGUCCAUGUGGGAUGAAGAAGGACAGAAACUGAGUCUUUGCUAUCAAGUCACUGCUACUGGGAUCCUGGAAAGAGGUGCCAUGGCUUGCCCUGUCUGUGAAAGUGUGUUCAUCAGGAGUUCCUCAUUUUUCAAAAUAUAGAAUAAAGAAAUCAAACUGGGGGGGGGGG
Messenger RNA from Corvus hawaiiensis (hawaiian crow), 1564 nucleotides. RefSeq names its product bombesin receptor subtype 3 (gene BRS3). The record is from RefSeq and is a predicted model, not a curated record. Gene Ontology annotation, cellular component: membrane. NCBI's taxonomy places the organism in Eukaryota, Metazoa, Chordata, Aves, Passeriformes, Corvidae. The transcript has 3 exons. Gene Ontology annotation, biological process: bombesin receptor signaling pathway. Gene Ontology annotation, molecular function: bombesin receptor activity. Bases 208 to 1398 code for a protein of 396 amino acids.